This is a messenger RNA of Solanum pennellii, 2040 nucleotides long. Its product is annotated as ABSCISIC ACID-INSENSITIVE 5-like protein 4. Gene Ontology annotation, molecular function: DNA-binding transcription factor activity. The transcript has 5 exons. The coding region runs from base 324 to 1700 and encodes 458 amino acids. Gene Ontology annotation, cellular component: nucleus. Lineage: Eukaryota; Viridiplantae; Streptophyta; Magnoliopsida; Solanales; Solanaceae. Gene Ontology annotation, biological process: positive regulation of DNA-templated transcription. The record is from RefSeq and is a predicted model, not a curated record.
UUUUCUUUUGUCUCUAUCCUAACAACAAAUCAUCAAUCUUUUUUCUUGAUUUAAUAAAGUUGAAAAUCUUUGUAUUAAUAUGCAGUUUAUAUUAUUUGAUCAAGUAUAGAUGAUGUUAGAUGGAUGAAUUUUGGUUUUUGGUUUUUUUUGGGAUGGUUAAAUCUUGGAUCCAUUGUAUUGAAAGACUGUUUAGUAUGUUUUAUACUGAAUUGAGCUAACACUGAUAUUGAUCUGUUAUUUUUUUUUUUGGACUAAAAUCAGAUAUUGAUCAUGAUUUUUUAGUUAUUCAAAUGUUAUAGUACUGAAGAUUGCAUCUUUUUCUAAUGGGCAUAAUCAAUUUGUGUAUGAAGACCAACAAAGUUAGAUUGUACUGGGUGUUGUUUCAUGCCAUACAUAAACUCAGACAGUCGAGUAUUUCGUUGGACAGAUAUUCAAAUUCCCUUUUGAGUUCUAGUACCAUGGGAUCUUACAUGAACUUCAAGAACAUUACUGACAAGCCACAGGUGGAGAGCAACGGGGGGAAGUCAGUUGGUAAUGGUGAUUUCCCUUUGGCUAGGCAAUCUUCCAUAUACUCGUUGACGUUUGAUGAGCUUCAAACUACAUUUAGUGGACUUGGAAAAGAUUUUGGUUCAAUAAACAUGGAGGAACUGUUGAAAAGCAUUUGGACAGCUGAAGAGUCUCAAGCUGUGACAUCUUCUACUGGGGGAGGAGAAGAUGGGAAUGCACCUGUAGGAAAUCUACAGAGGCAAGGUUCUUUGACAUUACCUCGGACACUAAGUCAGAAAACUGUUGAUGAAGUAUGGAGAAACUUUCAAAAAGAAACUACGGUAUGUACCCCAGACGGAAGUGAUGGGAAAUCAAACUUUGGGCAGAGGCAAUCUACCUUGGGAGAAAUGACGUUGGAGGAGUUUCUGGUGAAAGCAGGUGUAGUUAGAGAAGAUAUGCAAUCUACUUCAAACUCAAGUGGUAUUACAUUUAACAAUGGUUUAAGUCAACAGAACAACAACAAUGGUUUCAACAUAGCAUUUCAGCAACCAACUCAAAACAGUGGGCUGUUGAUUAAUCAAAUUGCAGCCAAUAACAUGUUGAAUGUGGUUGGUGCCACGGCCUCACAGCAACAACCACCUCAGCAGCAACAGCCUCUUUUCCCCAAGCAAACAACAGUGGCGUUUGCAUCUCCUAUGCAGUUAUCAAAUAAUGGUCACCUGGCUAGCCCACGAACAACGGCUCCUGCUGUUGGAAUGUCCAGUCCUUCUGUAAAUGCUAAUAUGGCUCAAGGCGGAGUUAUGGGGAAGACAGGAUUUCAUAAUGGAGUUUCACCAGCAAAAGUAGGAUCCCCUGGAAACGAUUUUAUUGCAAGGAGCAAUGUGGAUACAUCGUCUCUUUCACCUUCCCCCUAUGCAUUUAGUGAAGGUGGAAGGGGAAGGAGAUCUGGUAGUUCUUUGGAAAAAGUUGUGGAGCGAAGGCGUAGGAGGAUGAUUAAGAACAGAGAAUCUGCAGCUAGAUCAAGGGCUCGGAAGCAGGCCUAUACUUUAGAGUUGGAAGCUGAAGUGGCAAAGCUAAAAGAAAUUAAUGAAGAGUUGCGGAAGAAACAGGCUGAAAUUAUUGAGAAGCAGAAAAAUCAGCUAACUGAUAAAAGGAAUAUGACAUGUGGAUAUAAAUUAAGAUGCUUGAGAAGGACACUGACAGGACCUUGGUAGAAGAAUGAGGAGUUGAAGCAAAAAUUGCUGAGUACAAGCUUAGGCAAAUAGAUAGGUGGAUGGAAUUGCUAGUUAUGAUCUGAUUCAGAUCUACCCUCUUCACAUGUGUGGUAACCUUAUGUGUGGUAAUGAGAUGGAUGGUAUUACCCAUUUAUGUACAUUAUGUAAACGAUUUGCUUGUAUGAAUUCCUCUGUGUACUUUUAAUUUGCUUCACACAUUUUAGUCAUAGAGGCUCUAUGCAAGUAGGAUGUAUCAGUUCCAUAGCUAUCUAUGUAAGAUAGACGUAUUUGGAGUAAACUUUUUUCUGUAAAAAUAAAUAAGAUAUCUAUGAACCAACAA